Exophiala dermatitidis NIH/UT8656 is the source of this 444-nucleotide messenger RNA. RefSeq lists its product as uncharacterized. The coding region runs from base 1 to 444 and encodes 147 amino acids. NCBI's taxonomy places the organism in Eukaryota, Fungi, Ascomycota, Eurotiomycetes, Chaetothyriales, Herpotrichiellaceae. The transcript has 3 exons. The record is from RefSeq and is a predicted model, not a curated record.
AUGUCCACCACACUCAACGAAGACAAUACCCCCGACCUCGCGGUUGACGACAAGCCGAUUUCUCCGGUUGAGCGCCGCAACUCACUCGAGAAACAUUUACAACACCGCCCCGAUGUGCAGGACUUGAAGAAUCGCCAUAUUCUGCUGGAUACAAAUGCCGCUCCAGCCCUCCAGGCCAAACAGCAUGAACUCGAACGUCAGCAACACUCUGACAAUCUUAGGAAGCAACUCGAGAAACGGCCGGAUCGGGAGGAGUUGAUUGAGCGAAACAUUCUCCCAGACUCCAACGCCGCACCCGCACUACAGGCGACCCAACGCAGCCUUGACAAGCAUAUGAGAGCGGAUAGCCUGGAACAGAAGAUCCAACAGAGACCCAAGCCGGAGCAGUUGGUCAAGGAAGGGAUCUUGGAGCCCGACGCGAAUCCGCUUAAGGACCAAGAAUAG